Molecule: messenger RNA, 1417 nt
Organism: Oreochromis niloticus (Nile tilapia)
Lineage: Eukaryota; Metazoa; Chordata; Actinopteri; Cichliformes; Cichlidae
Product: GTPase IMAP family member 7-like
Exons: 2
Coding region: 165-1148 (327 amino acids)
Molecular function (GO): GTP binding
Source: RefSeq, a predicted model, not a curated record
GCAUGAGGUGUUGCUCAUUGUUUUGUGUAGUUGCAGUGUCAGUUAACAAGUCUGACCGGUGACAAACGAAAGCACAGCCAAAAUGCAGCAGGAGAGCAGGUGGAAAUACACACGGCAAGGACAUCGUGAGGUCCCGGUGACGACUGUGAUUUCUCUUUGACAACAUGGACGCAUUGGAUUCAAGGAGGAUUGUGGUACUUGGAAAAACUGGGGCUGGGAAAAGCAGCCUGGCUAACACCAUACUGGGAGAGAAUGUCUUCAACGUAUGCCAUUCAUCCGUUUCUGAAAGAAGUUCAUCUCGUUUAGUAAUUAAGUCAGUAAAUGGAAAAAACAUCAGUUUUAUUGACACUCGUAGUAUUUUUGACACAGGCAUGUCUGAGCAAUUACUCAGGGAUGAGAUAGUGAGGUGCAUGACAGAGUGCGCUCCCGGACCUCAUGCUUUUCUCAUCGUCCUUAAAGUGGAGAAAUUUACACAGCAGGAGCGAGAUGUAAUCAAAAGAAUAUGUCAAGAUUUCUCUGAAGAUGCUAUGAAAUACGCUGCCGUUGUCUUCACUCAUGGCGACCAGCUCCAAGAGGGAAUGAGAAUAGAGGAAUUCAUCAGUUAUAACAAUGAGCUCAGCAAUCUGGUGGAGAAGUGUGGAGGCAGAUGCCAUGUCGUUGAUAAUAAAUACUGGAAAAACAACAAAGAAGAUGACUACAGGAGCAAUCGGUUCCAAGUGGCAGAGAUACUCAGGACAAUAGACAAAAUAAGUGAGGCAAACAAUGGAAGCUGCUACACCAAUAAGAUGCUACAGACGAUAGAAAGUGAGCUACAGAUACAGGAAGAGCUUAUUAGAAAGUCAUCAGCAAACAUGUCGGUUGAACAGAUUGCAAUUGAAGCUAAAAAGGGUGUGAUGAACAAGCUGCUGAUUAUAUUUGCAGGUACGGCAACAGGCGUAUUGGUUGGAGCCUUUCUUGGUGUGGCGAAGAUGGUCACAUCAACUUUUUUGAAUCUACAGGAGCACACAGAUGCAACAGUUUCACUGGCUGCACAGAAAGGGUUAGUAGAGGGAGGUCGGUUAGGAUAUGCUGCAGCUGAACAAUCAGAAAGUGCAUCGGAAGCCAUUCAGAAAGCUGCUAAAGCUGUCCUCGAACACACUGUUAAAUAAUUGUUAGGAUCAUGACAAAGACAGAGUGGACAGCAAAGAAAGCAGAGAAAGGAAUGUUGUUUUCUGAUGUCUUGGGUAAUUACUUUAUAAGUAGAGAUAGUGGCAGUAGAAGAACUGUUGAGAUAUGUAGUCAAGGAAAAGUAGCAUUUGCUAAACACUUACACUAUUUUGUUCCAAUUAAAUAUUAGCAAGUGGAGCUACUUUUCAAGAAGAAUUUUCUUUAUACAAUUGGUUAUAGAUGCUGAUGCAUUUCUUUUUUUUACAAUCUA